AUGUCCCUGACCAUCAAAUCACUCAACGGUGACACGUCCUUCCUACUCAUAUUCAACCCUCCAGUGGCUCCACUCUCGUCCCCAGGUUGUUUCCCCGGGUCGUUCUCCAUCCUGGUCGAUCCAUGGAUCGUUGGGCCUUCAAUCAUCCUCAACUCCAUCUUCUCGCACUCGGAGCAGAAGAGCCAGCCAUGUAUCUCGUCUCUCAAGGAACUUGACCUCGAGCCAGAUGUGAUCCUCAUCUCGCAGCACAAACCGGAUCAUUGUCACGAGGAGACACUGCGUCAAUUGCCAUCUGACUGCGAGUCUACUAUACUCGCCACUCCAGCAGCUGUUAAGAAGAUCAAUUCAUGGAACCACUUCCGUCCAGAGUUUGUCCAAGCGUUACCCAAGUACACAGAGGGCGAUGACAGAUCCAUAUAUCGCAUCGUUCUACCACCGCCGACGCCUCGAGGGACCUGUGGAGAGGUCACCCUAUCAUGGCUUCCAGCGAAGCGUGACGUUACAGCCUUGCACCAUGCGAUUGGCAUUACUUAUCGUCCACCAUGUACUCCACUGUCGAUGCGCAGUCCAGGGCACUAUAUCGAUCUGCCCAUGAGCCCGCCUGCAACUCCAAGGACUCCGAUGUCUCCCAUGACAAUUUGCCCUUCACCGUACAACGAUCGCGAAAAGACCCUGUCUGUCAUCUAUUCGCCUCAUGGAGUUUCGUACGAGACUAUCCGGCCAUACGCUUCAUCUCACCUCGUACGGGAAUCAGCCCUGCCUCUCACAGCACUAAUGCAUUCUUUUGACUGCGUGGAGAAUCCAUGGUGGCUGGGCGGAAACAUCUCGACUGGCUCGCCCGGUGGAUUACAGAUUGCGAAAAGUCUCUACGCCAAAGCUUGGAUAUCGGCGCACGACGCUGAUAAAGACAAUCGAGGGUGGGCGGUGAAACAAACACGCAUCGGCCAGUUCGCUGUUGACGAGGUGAAGAGGAUGCUAGAGGAAGGCCAGGAUAACGAGCGGCGAAAACCUACUCGUACGGACGUGGUCAGUCUUGCCUCUGGCGAACAUCAUCGCAUCGAUUGUGGAUGA
This is a messenger RNA of Parastagonospora nodorum SN15, 1071 nucleotides long. RefSeq lists its product as hypothetical. The coding region runs from base 1 to 1071 and encodes 356 amino acids. The record is from RefSeq and is a predicted model, not a curated record. Lineage: Eukaryota; Fungi; Ascomycota; Dothideomycetes; Pleosporales; Phaeosphaeriaceae. The transcript has a single exon.